This is a messenger RNA of Aspergillus sclerotioniger CBS 115572, 2202 nucleotides long. Its product is annotated as phosphatidylinositol-3-phosphatase YMR1. Gene Ontology annotation, molecular function: phosphatase activity. The transcript has 3 exons. NCBI's taxonomy places the organism in Eukaryota, Fungi, Ascomycota, Eurotiomycetes, Eurotiales, Aspergillaceae. Gene Ontology annotation, biological process: dephosphorylation. The record is from RefSeq and is a predicted model, not a curated record. The coding region runs from base 1 to 2202 and encodes 733 amino acids.
AUGACUUUGGAACCCCGACUAAUGGCUUUCUCUGGGGAUCAGGUUGAAGAUGUGACCUUGGCGCGCCGAGGCGAACAGGUGGCUCCUGCUGCCCGGCCCAAGGAGCUCUGGAUCACAUACCCCAUCAUCUCUUUCUGUACUUGUCGUCCCACGCCUUCCGCAGCCCGCCAGCCGUCCUCAAUUCGCAUCCGUUGUCGUGAUUUUACAUUUGUCUGCUUCUACUUCACCACUGAGAACAAGGCGCGUGAUGUCUAUGAAACCAUCAAGUGCUGGACUUGCAAGGUGGGACGGAUCGAUAAGCUCUACGCCUUCACAUAUCGGCCCCCUCCUCCAGAGCAGAAAUUCAAUGGCUGGGAUCUGUAUGAUCCGAGAAAGGAGUGGAUUAGACAAGGUGUCGACCGGGAUGGCUCGGGCUGGCGUAUAUCUCAGCUGAACACAGACUAUGGGUUUUCUGCAACCUACCCUGCUCUUCUCCCCGUGCCCUCGGCCAUCUCAGACAACACACUGAAUCACGCUGGGAAGUAUCGGUCUAGAGCGAGAGUACCGGUGUUGACGUAUCUCCAUCCCGUAAACAACUGCUCCAUAACAAGAAGCUCGCAGCCCCUUGUGGGCGUGCGUCAGAACCGAAGCAUCCAGGAUGAAACUUUACUGGCAGCCAUUUUCUCGACCUCUCGUUCAGAGAGACCGCUCGCCAGCUUUAUCCCAUCUGGGUUUGGCCUUGAAUCAUCACAUACGUCACAAGAAAAUGCUCCACGCAGUCACAUGCUGGCUGAUCUGACGGUCCCUGAGGACUUUGAAGACGAGAUGCUGACAUCGUUUCCUGGGGAUCCGGAAGAACGGCCUCAAAUAUACGGCGCUCAGCAGCACAAUUUGAUUGUUGAUGCCCGACCCACUGUUAACGCCUUUGCCAUGCAGGCUGUUGGUCUUGGGUCGGAGAACAUGGACAACUAUAAAUUUGCUACUAAGGCUUACCUUGGCAUUGACAAUAUUCACGUGAUGAGAGAUUCUUUGAACAAGGUGAUUGACGCAUUGAAAGACUCCGAUGUCAUCCCACUAGGUCCAAGCAAAGAUCAGCUUGCACGGAGUGGCUGGUUGAAACACAUCUCUGGCAUCCUGGAUGGUGCUCGGUUGAUCGCUCGGCAGGUUGGGCUUCAGCAUUCGCACGUCUUGAUCCACUGCUCAGAUGGAUGGGAUCGAACAAGUCAGUUAAGCGCAUUGAGUCAGAUCUGUCUCGACCCUUACUAUCGAACGAUGGAAGGUUUCAUGGUUUUGGUGGAAAAGGACUGGCUCUCCUUUGGGCACAUGUUUCGGCACAGGUCGGGCCAUCUGAACAGCGAAAAAUGGUUUCAGAUAGAGAACGAGCGCAUCGGGGGAGAUUCUAACCGUGGAUUUGGUGAAGGAGGCGGUGCAGGCAGAGCCAUCGAAAAUGCAUUCCUGAGCGCCAAAGGCUUCUUCAACCGAGAAAACACCAGUCGCGACUCCCUUGGCGAAUCGGAUGGAGAGAUGCAGAACUAUGACGCGGAGAACAUGAAGAAAGCCAGCUCGAUACCCAGGACAGCUGCCGCUGAAAUGGAGGUGACCAAGGUGAAGGAGACUAGUCCCGUCUUUCACCAAUUCCUCGAUGCGACGUAUCAAUUGCUACACCAGUACCCAACGCGAUUUGAGUUCAACGAACGUUUCCUGCGUCGACUAUUGUACCAUCUUUACUCGUGUCAGUACGGCACGUUCCUCUUCAAUAGCGAGAAGGAGCGUGUGGACUGGAGCGCGAAGGAACGAACUCGAAGCGUAUGGGACUACUUCCUGGCGCGGAGGGAGCAGUUCUCCAACCCACAGUACGACUCUCAGAUCGACGACCACAAGCGUGGAAAAGAGCGGCUUAUCUUUCCUCGAAUCAAUGAGGUGAGGUGGUGGAGUGAAGCCUUCGGUCGAACCGAUGCGGAGAUGAAUGGUGUGCGGUCAUCUGGUUCUCGGCCACCUGCUGGUCGCGAUACCACUAGUGCCGAACCGUCGCCAGUCUUGACCGGCAUUGAAACCGCUAAUCAUGCUCUCGGCGCUGGAUCGUCUGGCAAAGACACCCUCAAUGCGGCCUCAGCUGGAAUGGCAGCAGUAACUGCGGGGAUUUCAAGUCUCGCUUUUACUAGGAGUAAAGAUGACAGCCCGGACGCUAAGAGCUUGAAUCAGAUGGAAGUUGAGAUGCAAUGA